This is a messenger RNA of Brugia malayi, 1503 nucleotides long. It is a transcript of the gene Bma-prp-19, whose product is annotated as putative 55.2 kDa Trp-Asp repeats containing protein T10F2.4 inchromosome III, putative. Gene Ontology annotation, biological process: DNA repair; protein ubiquitination; mRNA splicing, via spliceosome. Bases 1 to 1503 code for a protein of 500 amino acids. The record is from RefSeq and is a predicted model, not a curated record. The transcript has 9 exons. Lineage: Eukaryota; Metazoa; Nematoda; Chromadorea; Rhabditida; Onchocercidae. Gene Ontology annotation, cellular component: cytoplasm; U2-type catalytic step 1 spliceosome; Prp19 complex. Gene Ontology annotation, molecular function: ubiquitin protein ligase activity; protein binding.
AUGUCGACAUUGUAUACGUGUUCAAUCAGUGGUGAGCCAGCUGAGGUACCCGUUCUAUCGCCUGUUUCUGGGCGAAUUUUUGAAAAACGACUUAUUGUGAAAUAUAUUAACGAAAAUGGCACUGAUCCAUUUAAAAACGAAGAACUUACUAUAGAUCAGUUAGUUGAAAUCAAAACUGAUGUGGCGAAUGCAAUGCCGCGUACUAUCACGGCAACAUCAAUACCAUCAAUGCUGAAAGUGCUGCAAGAUGAAUGGGAUGCAUGUAUGCUGAACAGUUUCAUGUUACGUGAACAACUCCAAAAUGCACGUCAAGAAUUAUCGCACACAUUGUAUCAGCAUGAUGCUGCUUGUCGUGUGAUUGCGCGUUUAUCGAAAGAACUGAAUGCAGCACGUGAGGCACUUUCGACACUGAAACCACAAGCAGCGGUUGAUGUUGGCAAUAUACAGGAUGAAAUGGAAACAGUUGAUGAAGGUGUGCAAGGAAUCAACGAAGUGGUGCUGAAAAAAUUGCAAGACAAAGCGGCUACUUUAACAGUUGCACGAAAACAACGUGGAAAGAAUUUGCCGGAAGCAUUGUCAAAACCAGAGCAAGUGAAGACAUUCAUGCAGAUAGCAUGCCAUACUGGAAUUCAUAGUACAAGUGUGCCUGGAUUGACAGCUCUUGACGUUCAGGACAAUAUGAUAUUGACCGGUGGGAUCGACAAGGGUGUUGUUUUGUUCAAUAGUGAAACAGAAACAGUUACAUCAACAUUCAAAGGACAUCAAAAGAAGAUAUCGGCUGUUAUUCUUCAUCCAACGAAGGACACAUGUCUUUCGGCAUCUUCUGAUGGGCAGGUCCGAGUUUGGUCAAUCAAAGGGGAGAUUUGUCGUCAUGUAAUUGAAACUCAUGAAAGUGCUGUCACUGAUAUAUCUUUGCAUGCUACUGGUGACUACGUCCUAUCUGUUUCGAAUGAUUCUUCAUGGGCUCUGUCUGAUAUUCAUUCCGGAAAAACUCUUUGCAGAGUUCACUCUGAUGAUAAAAACAAAGUACCAAUUUGCUGUGGACAGUUCCACCCAGAUGGUCUAAUCUUUGGUACUGGAACAGCAGAUUCCAUCGUAAAAAUUUGGGAUUUGAAAGAGCAAACUAAUGUUGCCAAUUUCCCAGGCCAUCAAGGUAUGGUGAAAGCAAUCGCAUUUUCUGAAAAUGGUUACUAUUUGGCUACUGGGGCAGAAGAUGGUGAAGUAAAGUUAUGGGAUUUACGAAAACUAAAGAGCUUCAAAACAAUGACAAUCAAUGAAGGAAAACAUACGCUUUCGGGAAUUUGCUUCGAUCAGUCAGGUACUUAUUUGGCAGUAGCAGGGGCUGAUGUGCAAGUGAUACAUGUUAAACCAUGGACAGUACUUUCUACGUUAACGGAACAUAAGGAUGCCGUUACAUCGGUACGAUUUGGACGUGAUGCACACAGUGUUUUGUCGGUUGGUAUGGAUCGGUCGCUACGCAUCUAUGCAUCAUCACAACAGUGA